AUGGAAGCGAUCAGUUUAGCGAUCAAUUCUUGGGUGCUUUUUGCCGUUACCGUUGCCUUUCUUUGGUGUCUACUAUUUCGACGGCAAAAGCCAGCGAAUUAUCCACCAGGACCAUGGGGUUUACCUAUCGUCGGAAAUUUGCCUCAUCUUGGCUCCUCACCGCACAUAGCGUUGACCAAGUUGAGCAAGGUCUAUGGUGAUGUGUUUUCCGUGAGGUUUGGUUCGAGAGACGCUGUCGUAUUGAACAGUGAGAAAGUAGUCAGAGAGGCGUUGUUGCAACGUCAUCGACAGUAUUCCAACCGACCUUCACUUUUCAUGAUGAAUGUACUUGGUGUUCAGAAAUUCAGCAUUGCUUUUGGAGAAUAUUGCCCUAUUCAGGUUCAGAGAAAAAGGUGCGCCUUGAGAGCAAUCCACGAAACUGUCUUCAGCGACCUGGAUCAUUUCAACAAAAUUGUUCAAGAUGUGUUUAAAGUUUUUGAAAAGGAGCAAUUCCAGAAAGGAACCGAAAUCUUUCAACCAUCCGUUCAACUGAAGAUGGCUGUGAGCAAAAUAAUGUUUAAGUUUACCUUUGGAGAGGAUCCUCGCGACCACUUGUUGUCGAAAGAACUGGAAAGGAUUGCUGUCGAGUCAACAGAGUUUACAGAGAGCGGUACUGCUGGCGCUCUUGUAGAUUUUAUCCCCUCGUUGAAGCCUUUUCUUCGCAAGCAGAUCGCAAUAGCCGAACACUCGGUGGAAGAAUUGAUCAACUUCGUCCACAAGGUUUAUACCUCCCGUAAACAUCUCCUAACGAGUGAUUCUUGCAUUGCCUUGUGCAUUAAGAAACUUUUGGAAAACUUACUAAAGAAAUAUAGUGGAGACCCGAAAAUGUAUUCAAACACGCUUAACGAGCAGAGCUACCCAUUACCUCAAAGUAAGUCGUGUAAUAUAAGCGACGAAGAAAUGGCCAAACUGAUAUCUGCUGAUAUAUUUGGAGCUGGGCUGGAAACGGUUGGCAACGCUUUGUGUUGGGCAAUGGGCUUUAUAGUAAACAAUCAGGAGAUUCAACAAGACCUUCAUCGAGAGUUGGACAGAACUGUGGGGCGACAUCGUCUUCCGAACAUACAAGACAAGCCAAAUAUGCCUCUUCUUCAAGCAACUGUACUGGAGGUACUUCGCAUUUCGUCCGUGCUACCCACUGCUUUGCCUCAUGAAACUUCUGAAGAUGCAACCCUUGGCAGCUACAAAAUCCCAAAGGGGACCCUCGUCGUUGUUAACCUAUGGGCAGUGAAUCAUGACCCUCGCGUCUUUGACAAUCCGCACGAGUUCAAUCCUUACCGAUUCCUGGAUGGAAAUGGAGCUCUCUGCGAGAAAAAGAGCAGGCUGCAAAUGCCUUUUUCAAUUGGCAGCCGACGUUGUCUGGGAAGCACGCUUGCUAAAGCUGAAAUAUUUCUGCUCCUAGCUUGCCUCUUGCAUAAGUAUCAGUUUUCAAGCCCGAAUGGAAGCAACAUUGACUUAACAGGCCGUUUUGGAUUCACUUGGAGUCCAAACCCCUUUAGUAUUCGUAUCCGCAUCCGUUAG
Molecule: messenger RNA, 1557 nt
Organism: Porites lobata
Lineage: Eukaryota; Metazoa; Cnidaria; Anthozoa; Scleractinia; Poritidae
Source: the annotation of a GenBank genome assembly